Messenger RNA from Motacilla alba alba, 17361 nucleotides. RefSeq names its product fibroblast growth factor receptor like 1 (gene FGFRL1). The record is from RefSeq and is a predicted model, not a curated record. Lineage: Eukaryota; Metazoa; Chordata; Aves; Passeriformes; Motacillidae. The coding region runs from base 15898 to 17361 and encodes 487 amino acids. Gene Ontology annotation, molecular function: fibroblast growth factor binding; fibroblast growth factor receptor activity. The transcript is spliced from 6 exons. Gene Ontology annotation, cellular component: plasma membrane.
ACUUUCCUCUCUGGGUUAGUGCUGCAAAUCCUGCCCUUGCUGACAAGGCUGGUGACGCACACAGAGGACUUGGUGCCCUUCACCAUGGCCUGAUACAGGGCUGAUAGAGCAGCUCCUGCUUCAUGUGAACUGCAAAAGAUGGACACCAUGGCCUGGAGUCCCACUAUCAUGAAAGGGGGCAUCCAAUUGUGGCAGCAAUUGGAAAACGCCACCAACAGAAAGUACUCUGUGCAGAGCCCCAGUGGUCCCUUCAACAACGGGAGGGAGAAAAGCUCAUCCAGCCCCUGCUAUGCUGCAGAACAGGAUUUAUUUGCACCACUCUUUACCUGUGUGAGACUGAGAUGCUUCAUGCCCUAAAAGCACAUUUUCCUCCUGUAAAGAGAGAUGAGGGACCCCUCAGGUGCCUCUGCUCUGGUGUCCGAAGUUAGAGGUGAAGGAGGGCUGAUGGGAUCUGGUUUUGAGCAUGUUCUGGUGUCAAUCAGGAAUGGCUUCUUCGAAGUGGAAAAGGAAAGGCUAAUUUAAAGCCAAUAUAUGUGAAUUUACCCUCAGGCUUCAGUGAGAGUUAGAAGGAUUAGUAUGUGAGCCGGCCCAUUUCCUUACACAGGCAAAACUUUUCCUUAUGGCAUGAGAUUCAGCUCAUUGCAGAAGGCUCAGGUACCACCAAACUCCUCUCUGAAUGGGAGGCAUAGUGUCUGUAGACAUUGUGCUGCCUGUCUGUCUGCACAGGGAGAAGUGUCAUAGUAAAUGAAUCCAUUACCCAGGAUUGUUGAUAUAACACCUUUCUUCUACCUCUGAAAGAAGCUUUCUUUUAGGUCUUUAAAUCUGUGUUAUCUACAGCUCCCUUGGUGUAAUUGGGGGAUUUGGGGAUUAGAGGAUGGAGCCAACGUCACUGCUGCUUUUCUGCGUUUUUGGAAUGCGAGGGAAGAGGCUGGGGGUGGAAUAGUUCUCGAGUGUGCAGUUUAUUGAUGUGUCUCUGGUAGAGUUUUAUGGCUUUGUUAAAAGACGUUGAGCUAUAUGAUUUAUUAGCACUGCCAGAAAGUGUAUUAAUGAUUAUUUCACAUUCCGUGAGAUCUUAGUGGGUCCUGCCCAUGGGAAGGUCAGAACGAAGGGGCAUUUGACAUAGUACUGCUUUACUUACAAUAACAACUGAUAACCAGCCUAGAAAAUAAGUAAGUUCCUUUGACUUCAGGGUGCGUUAUCUUGCAGCAGAUAUCAACACAGCCUUCCAGAGAGAACUGUUGACCCUUUGCUGUGUGUUGUCAGAUCUCUAAGAAAGUGCCAUGGCAAAACCUGCAUGCCCAUGUACGCUUGGAAGUGCUUUUACUUGCUUAGGAGCAGGCACUCCAGCAUCAGCAAUUACUCCUGGCAGAUGCAGCACUCUCUGCUAAGCAUGAGGGGUUGGGAAUGAGGAGACCCAGCUGGCAUGAAAAAGGACUUGUUAACAUUUGCUUUUCUUUUUCAGGAGUAUUCUCUAGUAAAAGGCAAUCUGGCCCAUUUGGUGCCUUCCAGAGCUAAAGGGCCAGUCCCCAGUCUGGGUCUGGUUAGUCUCAGGUUCAUACCUGAUCCACUGACGAUUUCUGGUGCAUGUUCAGAGUUCUCUGAAAAACAUGGGUGUUUUUUUGACUGUAACUUCUGCACUGCACAGCAGCUGAAGCUUCAAGAAAAUCAGUGAUUAUUACAACUUUGUUAAAGACAUAAAACCAAACACCUGUUAGCUGGGAACUCCAUUUUGGGUGAUGGCCACCCAGCAUCAUAGACCCGUUCUGUUGUGGAUUUGGUCAGGCUGUCUCAGAGCGACAGCUGUCUGUGGGUCAGCCUUUCCCUUCCAGCAUCUGCACUGGUGGAGAUAAGACAGCAAUCACCCUCAGCUCUCCCUGCUUCCAAAGCCAAUUUUACAAUGUUUUUUUAAUUUUUCACAGGCUACUGCUGGCCAAGUGGAGACAUUCCUUGUCUGUUAUUCAUGGGCAGAAAUGCUUGAUUAGGGCUCCUCUUCCUGGAAACAUCAGUGAAGUUGAUGCCCUGGAUCCUUUUCCACAGAUAAGAUUAAGAGCAUGGAAAUCAGCACGCUUCUGGCAGUGGUUUUUACUGGCUCCAGGUGGUAGUUGCAGAGAGGGUAUUUUGGACUAUGAGAAAUUUGCUGUAUCAUUUGUCAAGCACCAUUCGCUGGUGGGUUCUGGGGGUAGAGAACUCACCUAAUAGACAUGGAUUUUUCUUUUUUCCACGUUGUUUCUUUGGCUGGCAGUGGCUGUGAGGGUUGCUGCUGUGAAGGGAAUGAGUCACUCAUUUGUUUGAAGCAGUGAAGAAAGGUUCUGCGUGUUCCCAUUGAUAUUAAACACGAAGCUGUGAUGUCGGUGGUUUCCUUUUCUCCUGCUUUCAGUGUAUUUGGUUUUCAUAUCAGGGAGGUCAGGAAUUCAUGUUUGCUGCCUUUGAGGAGGGAGGUUUCGGGUAGUCUUUAGGUCUUUCUGGCUGCCCAUCCCAAGCUGCUGCCAUCAAAGCACAGUGGAGCCUGUCAGCUGGGGAUAUUUUUCACUUGCUGUUUUUGUGGGGAACCUGCCUGAGUUUCAGCCUCAUGGAUCUAUCUUACUUCACUUGUUUUUAUUAAAGUCAGUGACCAGUGCAAUCCUGGAAUGCAGCCCGGCUUUAUUUCAUGGCAUUACAAUUUGAAGGAUGUGAGGAUCAGCAUGUACCAUUGGAGUGGCUGGUCUAUCCUGCCUGGCACAGAGCUGGGAGCUUCAUCUGCUGGAUCUCUUAUGGGGGCACAAACCUGUGUUUGAUUAAAUCCAUUCUAGCACCUCUCUAUAUGACUAUUUCCCUGCAGGCAAGUAAAGGAUAGAGGUGAGACUCUUCUAUCUGGUAGUCUUCUUUCAAUAGGCAGGAAACUUAGUUUCUUAUUUUUUUUUUUCAUAAUAAUCCUACUGACUUUACCCCAGUGAGUUUUUCCUCUUUGGGGUGUCUUGCUCAGGAAAAUGCAGAAGUGGUUCCCCUGGUGUAGGAGGACUGGUCCAUGAGAAAGCUGCUUUUCCUGCCCGAUGGUGCUGUAACAGACUGCAUCCUCCUCUCUUUCACUCCCCACAGGUAAAUUUUCUUCAGAGUAGUCACCUGGGGACACAAUUGUGCAUAUUUAAAAUAAGAUACAAACCCCAGCCAGUGUCUUGUAAGUGCUUCUGUUGGCUGCUGGUUCUGCUAAAAGCUGGAACAGCAGAUUUCACUCUCCAAGUAAAAUUGGUCCCCUGAGGGGCACAGCUCCACCUGACAUCAGCAGCACCCUAUGGUUCCCCCAUUGUUUUUACUUUUGCUGUGUCUGUAAUUAAAAAAGCUAAACCAUCCCAUCCUCACCCCCACAGAGACCAUAUGUGGAAGUGACUGUGCUUGAUGCAAAUGCAGAAAAUGUGUCUGAAAAUAGAUUGCAAGUGAUGUAAAAGCUGUGCUCAUCAAAGGAAAAUGCCAACCCAGUUUGCCCUCAUGGUUCUGGAAGGGAUUUUGUCUUGUGCAGAAUGUGUUUCCCCCUUGUCCCCCUCCUCUCCCCUGGAGCUGUAAGUCCCCUUUUGUUAGGCCACUGUCGUGGAGCUAAAUCCUGGAAACGUAAUUUAUUCAAAGUGUUCCGCACACAUGUAAAUGGGCAAAACUUAUUGACAGCUGAGUUAAAGUAUCUCUUUCUUCUGAGUAACAAGGCACUUUUGCUGGAUCUUUCAGCUGCUGGCUUUGUUCCUCAGGCUGGUGAAAAGAGCUUGUGGGGGGAGAAACAGGCACACAGGGAGAAUGCCUCGGGUGUGUGUUGUGUGUCUGCACAGGCACUGAUUUGUGUGGGGACAGUGUGGCAGCAGCUCUCCCCAUGGAAGGUGCAGGAUGGGACACAAAUCUCAGCAUAUUCUUGGUAAAAGAAGACACUCUCUGUGUCCCUGGUCCUUUAAAAGGCUCCGAGUGGCUGUAUGUCCACCUUUAAGUGUGGGAAAUGACAGUUCCCAAAAGGAUCAUGGUAUUUGUCUAUUAAAUUCCAAGCACACAGCAAAUUCAGCUGAACUUUCUGCUGCUUAAGCACUACUCUUUCCUCCUCCAUACAAGGCCUUGAAUUAGCUAAUUAAAAUCUAGGGGAGAGAGGGAACAGCCUGCAUUGGAGAGAACUCACAAGAUUUCUGAGGUCAUUGCUGGUACAGAGUUCCCUCACUCUGUCCCAUGAAAAGAUUUUUAAGUAUUCAUUGGAAAUCUCCCAUGGAUUUAACUUCUUCCUUUGUUUUCCUUUGCAGUAAAAGCUUGAUUGAAAGUGGCUGUGGCAGCAGUAAUGCCUGGCUGAGUUUGGAGAAAACAAGCUCUAGGCCCAUUUAGACAUUUCAUUUGAAAGCAGCUUCCAUUAUCUCCUGUUAGGAGCUGUGGUUAGUAAGGAGCAGGGUGAAUGCAUAUGUGUGUUCAUCCAUUAUGACUUCUUUAUCAAUUAUUUUUAAUCACUGUUUUUUUAGGGAGUGGUGAGAUUAUUUUUUUUAAAUUUAGGUAAAUGAUGUCUGAUAAACCUGACUCCAGUUUUCUGGGGAUUUUUUUUCACAGUGUUAAGUGAGUUGAUCUCAGAGUUAAAAUACAAUUUAUUCUAUUCUAUCAAUUCAUACCCCAUGAAAGAAAACUGACAAAAAUUUGGGUUUUUUUCCCCCCACGCUUAAAAUUUUUUUGGGGAGACAAAGUUCUUAAAACUUAAUUUACAUGCAGAAAUUUAACGUGUCAAUUACUGUGGCUUGAUCAAAGUUGUAUCAUGUUUUAUGAAAUGUUUUCUGAGCCUGAGUUAACACAGGUGAGGCUUUGAGGAGAAGAGUGGUUCUGCCUGAGUCCCAGCAGUGCAGCCCCUCUCACUUCAGUGGGACUGGAGGAAGGUUUUGGGUUUGUCUUAGCAAAAGUGGAGUAGAUCAAUGCACAAAAUGGAGAACUUAUUCAUGUUAGGACACAACUGGAAUUGUUUUGUCUUAACCUCAGAGCAGGUAGGGCACAUGGAGGCAGUACUGACUUCUGCAGCAUAUCUUGAGGAGGGAAUUGCAUGAGGGAAAUUCUGUCUUAGCAACUCAUGCCUGAAGCAUGCUCUUUGUGUUGGGACAAAGAACUAUUUGUCAGCAGAGGCUGUUUCAUAUAAAAAUGGUAUUUUCCAUUGAGUUUUGUUUUGGAGGCCCUUCUCUCCCUGCAUCCUUUCCUGCUGCUGGCUGUCUGCUGCCAUCUCACUCUUCUUUGCCUACCCAGGGCCAAUCAGACACAUUGUACUGCUGAAAAGUAAUGCAAACAAAGUAUUUUAGGGUGAUUUGGUGACCUGAAUCUUCCUUCUGACCACAUCAGAAUGACUGCACAAUGAGAAGAGGAAGGAGUCAGUUUGAUUUUUGCUUUAGUGCUGCUUUGAACUUAGAUCUCUGCAAGCCCAUAGGGGCAUACAAAUGGUUUUGUGGUGCUGUUGGGGGUUUCCUGGUUUCAUCUUUGCAAUCUGAGCUUGAGUGUGGAAGAGCCCAGGCCUCUGAGUUCUUCAUGGAAGUGAGAGGCCUGACACUGUGGUGCCUCGUGCUUUCUAUUUUUGUUGGGCUAACGAUAGGGAAAUGCCACUUGCUCUUCAGAUUGAUAGGAGGAAACGGCUCCUAAAAAUACCCUUUUUGUGAGCGUUUUCCCUGUCUGCUGGAGAGAUGCUGGGAAGUCUCUCUGCUGGAACGAAAUCUGUGCUAGAAGUGGACUGAAGUGUGUGGGGAAAUGCAAUCAGUCUGCACUCCCAGAGUCUGUCUGAGGCAGUGGAAGGAGUAGGAUGAAACUCAUGGCAAUUUCAGGCCACCACUGCAGGCUUUCCUCUUGGGUCAUCCUUGUUUUGACCAGAUAAAGUGGAGUUGGGAUCAUCUUAGACCUUGUUCACCAGCCACACAAAGUCUCCUCGAAUUGGAGGUUACCUUUGAAUUGUGUAAGGAUUUCAGUGUGCUGGGCAAAGCAGGGAGCAUUAAGAAGGGCCAGCAAGCAGGGAGGACCUCCAAAAAUCUGGGAUGAAUUUUAGUCCUACCCCAUGAUGAGCAAGAAGAUGGCUGAGUCUAUCUUUUGGACUCUUUCAAGAGUGAAACUCCUGGGCUGACCAGACAGAAUGCUCUGAGGAUUGAUUUUAAAUUAGCCCAAACCAAAUUACUUAGUGAAGCCUCAUUCUUGAGAGGGUGUUGAUGCUGUCAGGCUUGGACAGGGCCUCCCUGUGGCUGCUCUGGCUUCUGUCAGCUUUAUGACUAUAGCCAUGAAAUUAGCCAUUUAACCAUGUAAUGACUUUUUAUUUCAUUUAAUCUUCCAAAAAGCACCGUUUGUGCAAAAACACCGAGAGUGCUGCGGUUUCUAAUGUAGCCUUUCUCUGGCUCAUUUCCUGCCCAGCUGUUGUCCUCUCCAGCCCAGUGUCUCCUGGCUGUGGAGGUCACACCUGCACAUCUGCAGUGAGCACCUCAGCCUGUGCUGCUCCUGGGGGAGCUGGAGCCAGCCGUGGCUGUGACCGUCGGACUCCUGGCUUCCUUCAGCCGUCAUUCCCAGCGCCACCAUCGCCGCCAUCGGAGCUUUAUCUCCGGACCUGGUGUCUGAUGAGGCUGUCAUGGGGCAGGAGCACUUACUGGAAAAUGAUUUAUACUAAUUAGGCAGCCUGAAGGUUUCUUGUGGAACAGUAGGAGGGAAGACACAGAGGUCAGUCGUCUUUAUUCUCCAAAAAGCCAUCAUCACCUGAUAAAGAUUCAACUGCCUUAGAUUUUGAAGAGGAUGUUUCAUGCUGCUUCGGCCAAAGCAGGGAGUGAAGACUUCAAUCUAGUGACCUUUGUUCUCUAAAAGAGCGUGUCAAGUUUUGGCUGUGCUGCUGGCCUUGACUUUUAAUUGUUGGAGAGGAUGUGAGAUCAGCCCCAAGCCUUUGUGCUGCAGCUUACCCGGUGAGAGAGGGGAAGUGCUGGGCUUCUCUGCACACCGCUGCCACAGUUUAAUGGGAAAAAAACAUAGGCAGCCUCCCCUUCCCCCCAAAUAAUGAGCCACCUCUUAUCAGCAAAAAUUAAAGCAAGAGAAGAACAAGAAGAAUGUUAGGGAUGGGAAAACCUGAUUAUAUCAAUAGCUGUGUUUUCAUGCAGAUUGUUACACUGUGAUGAACAAAGGGGUUGCCCUGACUUUACCUUGUCUUUAGCACAAACUUCAUCCCCGUAUGAAGGGCCAAAUCCCCAUUCCCUUGCACAAUGAGGGCAUGUGCUUGUGAGGUAUCUGAAUUUGGCCUGACAAGGUGGCCUCAUCCCCCCUCAUGCCUCACUUCUCACCCUGCUGUGAUCCAGCUGAACCUGAUGGACCAGGUGCUGGAGAGGAAGGACAGAGUGGGAAGGGUUUUUGAAGGGCCAGCACAAUUUGGGGGAAAGAACCUUGUAUCAAUAUUGAUCUCUGAGACUCCUUUCUCUGCCUUGCUGUCUGUCCAUUGUGUGUUAUUCUGCUGGAGUAGACACCUGUGGUGGUUUGCAGUCACUUUUAGAAGCAUGUCUGUAAAUGAGGUGCCCUCUGGACCACGUGGGGUCACCCACUAUUGCUCCAUGCCUCCUCAGUGUGCCAUCCUCUGGUUACCUGGCAUCCUGCCCUUGUCCCUUGGGCUGGUGUUUGCAAGGAGGUCCUUGAAAGGUGCCCUGUGCUCAGCUGUCUUUUCUAGACAGCAUGAAUGUUUUACACCCUUUUCAUGCCUCUUUGGCCCUUUUGCUUGACAGAAAAGCACUAGAACAUGACUGAAAAUUUCUGUCCUUCCCUGCAAAGAAUAGCCAGGCCUAGGAGGUGCUUUCUCCUUUAUCCCCAGCAUGGCAGCCCUGUCACUCUUGAUGGUGGGCAAUCAUUUCUGGCUGACCUCGCCAAGGAUAGUCCCCAAAGUGUUGACUAGUUACUAUCUUGGUUUCAGGGUUGCUGAGAUGUGUCCAGCGGGGAACAGCACUCAGGAACUAUUUUUUUCUGGACAAAUGUCUCCUUACAACCUUGCUGCUCAUGUGGGUUGUGUGAUUUCCAAGCUGGCUGGGAGCCUGGAAGUGAACUCAUGGGCCUCAAGGAGCAAUAAGUGCUGUGGUGUUUUAACCAGCCCAGCCAAACUCAGCAUGCACGUGUGUUUGUGUGUGUGUGUGUGUGCAUGUGUGAAAGCACUUUCCAGCAGACCAUCUAUCUGUAAUGAUAGCCUGGCUCCACUCAGCUGUGGUAUCAGCAGCAAUUCUAUGGUACCAAGCCAAACAAGGAAAUGUGCUCCUGAAAACAGCCUGUUUUAAACUGCACAUGUCACCUGUGGGUCUGUGUGAGUAGAACAAGUCUCUCUGAAAUGCAGCUUUUUGUGACAAAGGGUCUGCUGGAAAAGCUGAGGUCUGAGCUGGUACCUUUACAUCAGUGAGGUGUGUCCAGGUAAUCAAUCCACCUCUGAAAUCAGCUCCCAUUCCUCUUCCAGGUGCUCCUCUCUUGGCAAGGGUUGUGGCAAGGAGAUUUGAAGGCAGCUAGUAAGCCUGUGGAUUUGGAGGUUCUCUAAGGAAAACCUCUGAUGUGUGGGUUGGAAACAGAGUCUGUUCUUUUAUACUUGUGUUGUGCUCUCCUAUAAUUGGCUCUGCAGAUGCUGGGUUGGCUCCUUUGAGAAACCAAGGAACUUGUAAAGGUGUUGAAUGGUUCUAGUAGGAGCUGAAAGGAGCUGUGAGUGCUUCACAAGCCCACGAGGAGUGAAAAGUCUGUCUUAAGGUACCGAAGCAGUUUUGUAGUUGGCCCAAGCCCAAGAACAAGAGAGGAGAGAAAAGCAAAGUAAUGCCUUUUCCAAAGGUCUCUUAGAGCUUCAAAUCCUAGGAUUGAUGAAAUCUUUAAUUUGGGACCAAAUUAUUUGACAGUGUGUGCCCCUGUUGCUCUAUUGCUGCCUGAAGAGCCUGUCAAAUGGAGUCUUUGAUGAGAGUGUGCUGGGCUGUGGGCUGACACCUGGCAAGGGAAUCAUCUGCCCUGUCCUCAGUGCCUGCAUUACGAUGAGAUGAACGCAGUCUCCCUGUACUUGUGGUACAGGGAGCUGAAGGAAACUGGCUUGAACAUGGACAGCUGCAUUGGGGAAAUCUGGGCUGUUACUUGCUUUUCUGAGCACAGAUAACUGGUACGUGGGGACCUUUUCCCAAGGCUCUGUUACCCUGCAGGACGAUAGGCAUUCCAUAGGUUUAGGGUCCUAUGUACCAGCUCCAUAUGGAUGACCUAGUGUGUCUUCUGCUGCUCUGGAUGUCUUAUGUUUGGAGUGACUCGAGGCCCUAGAGUCAGGAGAGCUGUUCUCCACUUCUGCCUCUAUCCAUGGCUCUGCCACUGAUUUAUCCUGGCAUUGUGGCAAUUCCCUCUAAUUACUGGAAUUAUUCCAUUCUUUUUUUAUUCUUGGAAUAUUCCCUUCUUUUAUGACCUUGUGAAAAAUCAAAGAAAUGGGAGUAGAUUAAAAUCCUCCAUAUUUUCAUAUUUUUAACUGUUUUUUUAGUCCUGAAGCAAGACAGAAAAGCUUUGAAAGCUUGCUAGGUUACAACAACACCAAAGCCUGGAGGAUGAGGCGAUGUUGGUAUAUAUAAAAAAUAAUUUGGUUAACACUGAGCUGGUGAAUUUCAGACUGAUGGAAAGUGAUAGCCCUUCAACUGUGGCUUCAGUGCUCUGCAACCAUAGCCAUGACCCUGGUUGCCAUAACCAUGCCCUGAGGUAAGGCAGGGCACUGCCGCUGCCCAUUCCUGGGCAUCUCUUGCAGAGCUCCCAGAAGCAAAGGCCAUUUCUGAAACACCACCUCUGUGAGCCUCUGAUCUCUACCUACCUCCUCAGUCUGAUACAGUUGAAAAAUACAGUGAAAAGGCUGGAAAACACUGUCAGAGACCUCCAGAAUUUCUCAUUUACCAGGACCAGCCUGCUCUGACAAGCCCUUGAGCUGUCGCAGUUUUCUCUCUCAGCUUCCUGACAGAGGGUGCGCGGCGUUUCCCAAAGAGACUUCUGCCAGUGCCAGGAAAGGAGACAGUGUUGCUUUGCUCAGAGUUGUCCUUGUGCUUUUUCCUCCCUCGUGUUAGUGAGAUAAGGAGCCUGUGAAAGACUGUGCAAAGCACCAUGUCGGUUUAAUCAGUGUACGAGGGAGAAACUCGAUAUGCCCUGUUAGUGUAGUCACAGUCCAAGCAUGAAAUUAAGCGGAGGUGGGGGUGGAUGCGAUGGAGAGAAAUGCUGUCCAUCUCCCAGGCAUGAAGCUGAGAGUCCACAUGAAGGGAGAAUUGAGGGAAUGCCCUUGCAGAAAGCCUCCUGGAGCCUGGCAGACCGGGACUGUGGUGUCUUAUAAUUAUUGCACAUAAUAACCCAAAGUGGGUCACGCAGCAGUUUUGUGUGACGGUAUUAAAUGGCACUUUGGGAGAGUGUGCGUGCUGAUUACAGCUGGUGAGGAAUGCCAUCACUUUAGGAGGGGUGAAAAAGAAGUGAGAAUGAACAGAUUUUCUUUGUGCCUUGAGGGUUGUGAGGAUAGUGUUUUCCCCAUCACCCCGGGGAUCAGUGGAGAGUUACACUUACUCAACCCAGACAUCAGAGCCUGAGGCUGCGUGUUGACAUGGGAUUUAGUGCAACCUGUCUGCUUGAACUCUGCUUGACUGUCCUGGUGGGUGCUUCCUAGCCUGAAUUACUCUGGAGCAGUGCUGUGCACUACCAAAUGCUAUGUGUGCUUUGGCCUGGAGCUGGCAGUGUUUAAAACUGGUACUUUCAGCCUCCACAAGCUGGUACUGCUAUGGAGAGAAGUGGUCCCACCUGCUGCUGCUCUGCCCUGCCCUGGUCUACCCCUGCCUUGGAGAAUGUGAUGCAGAAAUUCCAUUGCAAUCAGAAAAGGCUUUCUUGGGACACUAAUUUUGCCAUCAAGUCUGACUUAUUGCAUUUUCUGCAGGGAUUUCUAUGUGGUCUCUAAGCUUAGAAAUCGCAAGUGUUUUAAAUUUAAUUGCUCCUGAUACACAACUCUUACUAGGUGUUGUAGAUAUGACAGUUGUUUCUGACAUGACAAUUAUAUGGGCAACCUGCAAACAAGACAGUCAAGGUGGCAUUCCAUGCUGCCCCAAUCUCUGCUGUUUAAAUAUCUUUCCUUUCCAACCUGUUCAGAAUGAACAGAUUAAGCAGAAUAAUUUUAUUUAUAUCUUCUUUUUGUCUGAAAAUGAAGGAUGAUUUUAGUAGCCUCAGGAUACCCUCUAAGCUCUGAGUGCUGCCUGAUUCAGUCAACAGUCCUUCUGAAAUUAGUGGGUGUUGCACCUCGCAGUGGAGAAAUCUUAAAAUGCUUUACAGAGGUAGUUGCCACCCUUGUCCCUGCUUUACAAAUCCAAGGCACUGAGGGAAGAGCUUCCACCAAACCAAGCAGCAAGGGAAAGAGAAUGUGACCUAGCUGAUAAUGACAGCAUUGUCGCUCAGUGUUAGAUUACCCCAGCUGUGUCACUUUGCAGAUAUGGAGUCAAUUCCCCAAAACAGGGCCAUGGCUAGGUAAAAUUUCAGAGGUGAGUGAAGUCAAGGAUACUCCGGUGAAAGAGACUUCUCCUGAGUGCUGGAGAACUUGACAUUCUCACUGCUGUUUCAUUGGGGAAAUCAUGCCGUGUCUUUUUUGUGUCUUAUUCUUGCUAUUUCUCUCAGAGCUCCAGUCCACCCCUGGCUGGAUCCUUAGUCCUGCUGUGGGAAGGAGCUCUCUGUACGCUGGAUGAAAUCAUGGGGUGGCUGCACUUGUUCUGAUCACCCUCACUGGUGAUCUCUGCCAUUCUCCAGCCUGGUGUCCCGAAUUCCCCAGUGCCUGCCCUGCCCAGCCCUUUGCCUGCAGUGCAGGGUGAACUCUGGGGCUGUGCAGAGUGGUGUCCCUGCCAGGCUCUUGGGAGUGCUGCCAGCUGCCCUGCUCCCUCGGGCUGACAAAGGCUGGGGCUGCUAUGGGAGGAAGCGUGUGCGGAUCCCAAGGGGAAAAGGAGAGCAAGCACUUUGUAUCACUUGACAGGAAGGCCUCUGCUUGACAAAAGAGCACUGCUGACAGGCUCCAAAAAGCAGCCCGGGGCUUAUGUUUCCUGAGCCAGCAAGACAUCCCCAGCCUUAGUGCAGAGGGGUUAAAGAGAUGGGAGUGAGAGCGGGGUCUGUGGGUAUUAGCAGCUUUGUUCCUGACCUGUGCAUGGCUCUAGCUUCCCAAAAGGUGAACUUGCCACCCAUCCCUUCCAGCCUCUGGUUUCUGUGCAGCUGCUGGGGCAUCGGGGAUGCCGGCUGAUUGGGAAGCACUUGCCAGAUUUUUCACUUCCCCCUCUGCUCCCCCUCCCAGGCUCGCACAGCAGUGAAGUAAUCUGUGACAUUCAGACAGCGGGAAGGGGAAGCCGCUGCAAAAUAAAAUAACAGCAUCAGGAAGCGGCACCGUGCUUUUCCCCACUCCCAGCUGGGAAAUGACAACACUUCAUUCAGCUGCUCAAAGCCCGGCGCCAGUGCAGCCCUUGCCGAGCAGGGCUGGCUAAUAACUUCCCUGGCUGCCCAGCUCAGCACUGCCUGCCCCGUGGGCUCUGGGGCACUGGGAAGAUGAGACAGGCGAGGUGCCAGCUGACAGUCUCUUUACCAGCAGGUGCUGCGCAGUCACACCUGGCAAAACAGUUGCUGGGGUUUAUAGCUUCUGUGAAGACCCCUGAGGGUGUUUCUUUUACAUUUUGCAAGAUACCCAGACCUUCCCUCCUUCCUUAUCUGGUGGCUGUUACUUUUAGGGAUGCAUUGCAACGCGAGGUUUCACAGCCCAAAUCCAGUGUGUUAUGUGCCAAAAAGAGACUGCCAGAGGCAAGCUGACCAUUUGGACAGGUGAUGUGUGAUUUUGGAGAGAAGUUUCUCUGUCUUCUUCCCCUUCUUCCAACAAACCAACCCCUAGGUGGAAGGCACUGCCUCUAUGCACAGGUGUCUGAGUGCAGGAGAUUGGUCUCUGUGCUCCUUCCCUUUCUAAAACAUUAGGCAAGGGAAAAAAGUCAGCCUGGCACAUCACAUCUGAUGGUGGCACCAGCCAAGCACCUUAACAUGGACAGCGAGAUCCACAGACUUUAAAUCCUCAAAAGCAGAUUAUAUUCUUUGUUUAUGUAUGACUGGAAUGUAAAAAUAUGUAAGGCAAAGUCCCCCUUUUAGAGCUGGAGUCCUAAACCUCAGAUCUGCUGUGGAUUUAAUGCCUGUUCUCCUCACCUGAAUCUGAAGGGACACAAAAGAGCCAGCGCCUGGUAAUGGGCUUGAGGGUCAUGGUAAUUUUCUGUACAGAGUUUCGGCUUUGCUGGGCCUGAUGGUGGCUUUUUAGCCUAGGAUGUGACUUGUCUUGUAGGGAUCAUAGACCUGGUUUUUCAUUAACUUCAGAUGCACAGCUCCUAGGGUUAGAACACAAAUGCUGUUCUUUUUCAUUCAGGUGUCUUCCAUGACAGCCACAUAUUUUUAGUAUGCACCAACAGCAUCAGGAGGGAGAAAAGGUUGGUGCAGCCCUGCAAAUUGUCCCUUGAGCUUCCAGCCCCUCUCUUUGGGUGCUGUGAUCUAAUGGCAUUGCCUGAGUCGCGAUGUCACCUUAUUGCUGUGCUGGCAUCGCUGGGCAUGUGGAAAGGAGCACACAUUCCAUGGUGUGAAAUGUGAAAUACCAAGAUUUCACCUACACCUUUCAGCCUACAGGUUGCUGUGAGGCUGGACCCACUGUAGUUGAAUUUCUUCCCAUCCAGCAGCUUUGGGGGUUGUCACUUCAGCCCUUCAGAUGGGUACAGCCUGAGCUGUUCCCCACCUGCACGUUGCUGCCUUGUGCUCACACGAGGAUGACAUAAAUGCCUGUCCAUGUUCCUGUGGGGUUUUUUGAGUUGCUUCUGAGUGUUAAAGUAAUUUUGUGUUUUGCACCUGGUUUUUAUCACCCAGGGUCCAUCACUGUCAAUCCUCUUGCAAUUGUUUAGGUUAAUCCUCUCUCUGGCUAUUUCUUUUCCUCUACCCAGCACUGGUCUCCCCAAGCUUCUCAUCUUCCAGUACAGCUACAUCCUGAGAGCACUGGACCUGCAUCCCAAAUCAACAUAAAAUGCCUGCUAUUUUUCUUGGCCAGGUGCACUAAGAAUGCAAAGGUAUUAAGUGAUGUCACUAUCUACUGAUGAUGCUCUUUUGGUCCUGACUUGCCACAGAAAGCAGGAGUGCAGCAGUGAGCUGUAAAGAGGAGGCUCCUGGCACAUAUGUCUGGACUUUUGUGCCCCAAGCCCAUCUUUCCCUCUGCAACGAGUCGGAUUUUGAAGUGUCUGCUCACUUACAGUAGUGCAAACGUGUGCAAAACUUGGUGUGACCUGCCCUUGGUCAGGUGGCCCUAGAAUUGAUCUCCUGUGGGACUGUGGCCAAUUAAUUUCAUAGGUCUGUUCAUCCUCCUGUUUUGUUUCUGGUCUGUUCAUUUGGACAUUCUCUCUUGUUGUGUGUUUGCACUGUACCUCAUUCAGUCUGGGGCUCUGGUCCUGCCUGGGACCUUGGGGGAAAUGCCCCAGCAAUCAUGUAAAAUCUUACUGUGUUUAUGUGACAGGGCUUUAACCUGUUUAACAUCACUGCAAAUGACUGCCCUGGGCAUCAAAGAAUGACAAAUAUACACUCUUCUAUUUUCUGUGUAUGUAACUACAUUACCUCAUAUACAUAGAGUAAAAAAUUAUAAAGGAAAAUAACCAUUAUAUAGGAAGGAAAAAUACUAUUUUCCUUCAGAAAUUGCAAUCCUAUCCCACUAAAAUUAAAGUACCUCCCAGAGUUGCGUGGGCUUUGCUGGACCUGAGACAUAGACAAUCCUGUUGAAAAUCAUCACAGAAUUAUAGAAUGCCUUGGAUUGGAAGGGAUCUUAGUGAUCAUUUCAUUCCAACCCCCCUGCCUAGGCAAGGGUGUCACCCAUGAGACAAAGGCUGUUCAAAGCCCUGGCCAGCCUGGCUUUGAACACUUCCAGGGAUGGAGCAUCCACAGCUUGCCUGGGUAACCUGUCUCAGUCCCUCAGCACCCUCACAGUCAAGAAUUUCUUACUACCAUUGAAUCUAAAUUUCCAUUCCCCCUUGUCCUAUCUACCUGUCCAAUACUCUUUUUUUAAAGUGUUUUUUAUAAAUCCCCUUUAGAUACUAGAAGGCUGCUAGAAGGUCUCUGUGGAACCUUCUCUUUUCCAUGCUGAACAUCCCCAGCUCUCUCAGCCUGUCUCCACAGCAGAGGGGCUCCAACCCUCUGAUCAUCUUUGUGGCCUCCUCUGGACUCGCUCCAACAGGUCUAUUGUUUUCUAAAGAAGAAUAAGAUUUUCCUUGUAAGACAAUUUCCUCACUUCAGGUGUUGCUGCUGCUCCACUUUGGUCCGGAUUUCAAAAUCUCUGAAAUCAUAUGUGAAACAAAACACCCAUCUUGUGCCAAACCCCGGGUGGAGGAGGCUUUCAGUGCCCUGUGCAGUGGGCAGCUGUGAGCUCCUGAGGGAGCAGGCUGGGAGGAGGGACACACUUCAGGGAGCCAAGUGGUUUCAGUUCUGCUGUUCACCUCGGCACAGGCUCCACGUUCAGCCCGGUCAGUGAGCCAUGUCUGCAGAUAAAGAGCUAUUCUGGUAAAGUGUGCUGAGAGGGGAUGUGUAAAUGCAAUAAACCCUUAAAAUUUAUGCAAUAUAUCCAGCUGAGCCUCCACUCCCCUGCAGCUGGAGCUUCUCAUGGGUUUUAGGGAAUGAUCCUCCUAAAAUUAAACAGUAAGACAAAGCCACCAGUAACUAAAUGGGCUGGUCUGACACGGAGGAGACUGGAGCUCUGCUGUGGGAGCACCUGGCUCUGGGCAGGGGACAGGGACACCGCCCACCCCCGAUGGCUCCAGCUCGUUAAUCUGAAACCACCGUGUGCCAGUCUUGGUUUUAAAUAGCAAGUCAAGAGGGAAGCCACGUUUGUCUGGGGCUGAGGAGAGAGCCAAGCUGAGAUAGUGCUGCUUGCUGGAGUGUCUGGACAGCAUGGACAGGAAAGGCCCCCUCUUCCCAGCAACCAGCCCCCAAAGGGGUUUUGGCUUCAAAGGCCCCCCAAGGAUCGCCGAUAAAGUGAUUCACCGCCAGUCCGUGAGGCUGGGCAGGACCAUCAAGCUCCUGUGCCCGGUGGAAGGCGACCCCCCGCCCCUCACCAUGUGGAUGAAAGACGGACGGACCAUCCACAGCGGCUGGACGAGGUUCCGAAUCCUCCAGCAAGGGCUGAAAAUCAAGGAGGUGGAGAGCGAAGACGCGGGGACCUACAUCUGCAAAGCCACCAACGGCUUCGGCAGCACCAACGUGAACUACACCCUCAUCGUCAUCGAUGAUGCCAGCUCAGGAAAGGACGGCCAGGUGCCUGAAGGCUCCAAUGGAGAAUAUGAAGACCAUUCUGGGAAGCAGUGGGCCCGGCCCAGGUUCACUCAGCCUGCCAAGAUGAGACGGAGAGUGAUCGCCCGCCCCGUCGGCAGCUCCAUCCGCCUCAAGUGCGUGGCCAGCGGCAACCCCAGGCCUGACAUCACGUGGCUGAAGGACAACAAGCCCCUCACUCCCCAGGAAAUUGGGGAGAACAAGAAGAAGAAGUGGACAUUGAACCUGAAGAACCUGAAGCCAGAGGACAGCGGGAAGUACACCUGCCGGGUGUUUAACAAAGUUGGAGAAAUCAAUGCGACGUACAAAGUUGAAGUGAUCCAGAGGACGAGGUCCAAGCCCAUCCUGACAGGGACUCACCCCGUCAACACCACGGUGGACUAUGGUGGAACCACGUCCUUCCAGUGCAAAGUGCGCAGCGACGUCAAGCCUGUCAUCCAGUGGCUGAAGAGGGUGGAGUACGGCACGGAGAGCAAGUACAACUCCACCAUCGAUGUCGGGGGGCAGAAGUUCGUCGUGCUGCCCACGGGGGAGGUCUGGUCUCGCCCAGAUGGUUCCUACCUGAACAAACUGAUGAUUACUCGGGCCAAGGAGGAGGAUGCGGGGAUGUACAUUUGCCUCGGGGCAAACACCAUGGGCUACAGCUUCCGGAGUGCUUUUCUCACAGUCCUGCCAGAUCCCAAGCCUCCCAGCGCACCUGUGCCCCCCUCCUCGGCCAGCAGCCUGCCCUGGCCCGUCAUCAUCGGCAUCCCGGCCGGGGCCGUCUUCAUCUUCGGGACCAUCCUGCUGUGGCUGUGCCAGUCCAGGAAGAAGCCCUGCUCCCCUCCGGCCGCCGCCCCCGCGCACCGCCCGCAGCCCCGCGACCGCAUCUGCGUCCCCCAGGUCCCCGACAAAGACUGCAUCUCCUCCAUCAACUACGAGGAAUACGUGGCCCAGCAGCAGCAUUUACUGUCCCAGGGGCCCGGCCUGGCCCCUGCCAUGGCUUCCAAAAUGUACCCAAAGAUUUACACGGACAUCCACACCCACACCCACUCGCACGUGGAAGGCAAAGUGCACCAGCACCAGCACAUUCAGUACCAGUGCUGA